GAUAUGUUGAGGGCAGGGUCGACAUGGAAGAAACCUAACCUGACAAUGAAGAUUGUGCUUGUCGUAGUCGCAUGCUUUGCAGCAGUUAAUUGUCAAGAUGCUGCUUGCUUGGCUAAUAGAGUGCUAAACAAUCCAAGCCUUGCAACAUGCAUCAGUGCCAAUAAUCGUAAUGGUGACUUUUGUCAACUGUCCUGCAUCAACGAUAUUGCAGCACUUUAUAACACUUGUGGAGUUUCACCAAACCCCAUAACAGCUGUUUGCCCCAAUGCUGGUAAUGGUGCUGCAUUUACUGUUGCCAUGCCAAUGAUGGUGCUCACUGGACUAAUUGCCACUUCGGCCUCACUGUUUUAAGCAGUCGCAACGUCAAGGAUGCUAAACUCUUCGAUUGAUCUUGAGAUGUAGCUCAGUAUAAUAUAUAUAUAAUUAUGUACAUUCACAUAAUUAUACAGUUUUAGUUUAUAGAUGCUGUCAGACCAAUAUAUUGAAAAAUGGAUAUUAAUUUUUCUGAAACAAAGUAAUAGGUCAUAAUUA
Halichondria panicea is the source of this 531-nucleotide messenger RNA. RefSeq lists its product as uncharacterized. The record is from RefSeq and is a predicted model, not a curated record. The transcript is spliced from 4 exons. The coding region runs from base 4 to 351 and encodes 115 amino acids. NCBI's taxonomy places the organism in Eukaryota, Metazoa, Porifera, Demospongiae, Suberitida, Halichondriidae.